CCUCACCCCACCACAUCUCCCACUGCCCCUUUCCGUGGCACCGCCCCACACUUCCCCUCUCCCCCCCCCGGACCACCGCUGCGUGCCCCCACUCGCUCAGGGCUGGGAGGAGAACUGGGUCAGCCAUGUCACCAUGGAGAUGCUGAAGCAGCGCCGGCACAACCCCGCUCUCCAGAAACCCGUGCAGCGUGCCCGGGCUGCCACCCUCCUCCCAUAGAAGGGCUGGGGGCUGCGUGCCGGGCAGGGGGGGGGGCCGUGGGGUGCUGCCCGGUGCAGGUAAGGGACCUUUUCCUAUUUGGGGUGUGUGUGCAGGGUGGGCACGGGACGCGGCACGGAGCUCAUGUCGGGGCCAUCGCACAUCAGUGCAGGGGUGCCACGGCCACGGCGUCGCUCCGAGCCCAUCUGGGCUGCGGGUCGGUGCUUUGGGGCACGGAGUGGAGGGGCUGCAGCUGUCAGAAUCGCAGUGCUUUGCCACGAGGAGGAGAUGAGAUGCAGAGGGUGGGCAAAGGGGUGCGGCGUGCGGACCAGGCUGCGGGAGCGCAGCAAAUCCCUCCUCCCUCCGGGGUGGGAACCCUUUGCGUCUCGCAGUGAAACAAUCCUAUUGCCACAGUGCUGUCAUCAUCUCAUCUGCUCCCAGCAAAGCUCUGUGCCGAGUGGGGAGCACAGCGGUGGGAGCCCUUUGUGCGCCAUGGGUCCUGCAGGGCUGCGGGCAUCGCUGUGCUCAGGGAUGGCCGUGGGGGAAACUGAGGCACGGAGCAGCGUGCAAACAGUUGGGGUGAGCAUCUGGGGUCCCUUCCUCACGCCCAGAGGCUGCUGUGCCCCAAAGCUCCGCCAAAACUGAGCGCCGUGCCGGGGUGCUGCUGUGUGACAUCGGUGCCAUGGGGGUCUGUGUCCCCUCUGUGCUGUGUCUCCUUCGUGAUGCUCCAUCCCCUGCACUGCCCCACUGGCAGCUGCCACUUCUCUGCGUUUGUGGCUGCGUCUCUUGAAAGAGAAAUAUUUUUCCGGGCGCUGCCUCCAUCCAUUAUCCUAAAGUGGCUUCACUUGGCCCGCAGUUCAUCAUUCACCUCUGCCUGGAAGAUGGAUGCUCCCAUCCCGCCGUGCUUUAAAUAUUCAUGGCGAAGGGAAGCAGUGAGGGCUGAAAACCAGUGUGGUGCUGGGCGUGGGGCACGGCCAGCAGGCGGGGAUCGGGGUGGGCACAGCCAUGGCCACGGUGGGGUUUGGGCUGUCAGGCUGGCGGUGGUGCAACAAGGCACACAGCCACCUCGGGGUGCCCUGAAUACCCUGCCCAGCUGGGCACCCGGGGGCAGCACGGUGCCCCUCCCGACCCACCCUGCCGUCCCCGCAGCUGAUCCCACCCCGCAACUCCUCACCAUGUUCAACGGGGACGCCGGCCCGUCGGCGGGCAGGAAUGUGGUGCGCAGCUCCAGCAUCAGCGGGGAGAUGUACGGCGUGGAGAAGAGCGCGCGGGGCAGCGCCGACUCCGUCAGCAUCACCGCCAGCAAGAAGCGGCGCUCCAGCCUGGGAGCCAAGAUGGUGGCCAUCGUGGGGCUGUCCCAGUGGAGCAGGAGCACGCUGCAGCUCAACCAGAGCGAGGGCGGCCCCAAAAAGCUGCGCAGCAACAUCCGCCGGAGCACCGAGACCGGCAUCGCGGUGGAGCUGAGGACCAGGGUCACCCGGCAGGGCAGCCGCGAGUCCACCGACGGCAGCACCAACAGCAACAGCUCCGACGGCACGUUCAUCUUCCCCACCGCACGGCUGGGAGCUGAGAGUCAGUUCAGUGACUUCCUGGACGGGCUGGGCCCGGGGCAGCUGGUGGGACGGCAGACUUUGGCCACCCCCCCGAUGGGUGAUGUCCACGUGGGCAUGGCAGACCGCAGCGGGCAGCUGGAGGUGGAGGUGAUCCAGGCACGGGGCCUCAUCCCGAAGAUGGGCUCCAAAUGCAUCCCAGCCACCUAUGUGAAGGUUUACCUGCUGGAAAACGGCGUCUGCCUGGCCAAGAAGAAGACCAAAGCGGUGAAGAAGACCUGCGACCCCUCCUACCAGCAGGCACUGCUCUUUGAGGAGAGCCCCCAAGGCAAAGUCCUGCAGGUGAUCGUGUGGGGCGACUACGGGCGCAUGGACAGCAAGUGCUUCAUGGGCAUGGCUCAGAUCGUCCUGGAGGAGCUCGACCUCUCCAGCGCCGUGGCGGGCUGGUACAAACUCUUCCCCACCUCCUCUCUGGCCGACUCCAGCAUCGGACCGCUGGCACGCCGCCUCUCCCAGUCCUCUCUGGAGAGCUCCACCAGUCCCUCCUGCCCAUAGCCGGGUGGGGAGAGCCAUCCCGACCCC
Molecule: messenger RNA, 2328 nt
Organism: Phasianus colchicus (ring-necked pheasant)
Lineage: Eukaryota; Metazoa; Chordata; Aves; Galliformes; Phasianidae
Gene: RIMS3
Product: regulating synaptic membrane exocytosis 3
Biological process (GO): calcium ion-regulated exocytosis of neurotransmitter; positive regulation of synaptic transmission; regulation of membrane potential
Cellular component (GO): cytoskeleton of presynaptic active zone; presynaptic membrane
Molecular function (GO): transmembrane transporter binding; small GTPase binding
Source: RefSeq, a predicted model, not a curated record